Ectocarpus siliculosus is the source of this 2834-nucleotide messenger RNA. NCBI's taxonomy places the organism in Eukaryota, Phaeophyceae, Ectocarpales, Ectocarpaceae. The record is from the annotation of a GenBank genome assembly.
AUGUGCUCGCCAGAGUGGAAGUCGAUCGCGGCAGCACGACGGUGCCUUCUCCCUACUGCAACUACCGCAUGGCGACGUUCGUCAUAUUCGACGGCGCCCCCUUCGUCAUCAUCGGUGAUCUUCCCACGAACUCGGAGCGAGCUGGUGGGAUCUUUGCCCCCGGUGUACCCGUCGGAUCUUGCCGAAGCCAUCCGAAAAGACGUGGCCGCUGUUGGCCGAAUGCUCGUGGUGCUUGACGACGACCCUACCGGCACGCAAAGUGUCCACAGCGUGCCCGUCCUGGCGGAGUGGUCCGUCGAUAUUCUCGUCAAAGAGCUGAGAUCUCCUGGACAAUAUCGCGUCAUGUACCUCAACACGAACGCGAGGGCCUUGCCGCCUACCGAGGCCUCCGAGCUGUUCGAGGAAAUCGCAAAAAAUCUCCGAGAGGCAUCUCGAAUCACGGGUGUCGAGGUGUCGAUGGUAUCGCGAGGAGACUCUACUUUGAGGGGGCAUUUCCCCAGCGAUUUGGUCUCGCUCGAAACAGGAAUGAGGGUCCAGCACGACGCUUGGAUAGUGGUCCCCUUCUUCAAGGCCGGUGGUAGGAUCACAGCUGGAGACGUGCACUUCGUCGAGCAGCAAGGAACAACGGCAGCAACACCGCCAGGAUUGGGCACCGACAGCACCGACGACGCCGUCGCCCUAGUCCCCGCGGGCGAAACGGAGUUCGCCCGUGAUAAGGCGUUCGGGUAUCGCUCGUCGAACCUCAUCGACUGGAUCCGCGAGAAGGCUUCGGUGGCGGAAGCAGAUGAGGGGCGAUGGCGGCAGCCCCCCGCCGCGACCGAGCGUGUGGUGUCGGUGUCGCUGCGGGAUCUGAGGGAAGGGGGCCCGGAGGUGGUGAGGGAGCGGCUGGGGGAAGCGAAGGGAGGCUGCGUGGUCGUGAAUGCCGUCGAGAAACGAGACUUGCAGGUUUUCGUGAAGGGGAUGCUGGAAGAAGAGCUGGAAGGGAAAAGGUUUCUGUUUCGGAGCGCCGCGGACCUGGUUGCCGUGAGAGGUGCGGUCGACCGGCGGCCUCUUCUCGCUGCGGAUGACUUCGACGCCUUAAGGGUUAAGGCAGGGGAGGCCGGGAGCGAAGGCGGUCUGACGGUUGUCGGGUCUUACGUCGCCAAGACAACGGAGCAGCUGCAACACUCCUUGGAGGCCAUGGAUGCCGAGGGGGUGGAGCUCCGCGCAGCGGAGGUCGUCGGGGGGGGUCAAGAGGGGAUAGCGGCGUCUCGGCAGGAAGUGGAGAGAGUGCGCGCGGAGGUGAGCCUCCUACUCUCCCGAGGCACCAACGUGAUCCUGUACACCAGCCGGGGCGUGCCCCUUCAGGGAGACGGGGCUGGAGGGCUUGUCUUCGGCGAACGUGUCGGGGCCGCUUUGGUGGCGUGCGUGUCGGGACUAACGGAAAGGCCAAGGUUCCUUUUGUCCAAGGGAGGCAUCACGUCAAGCGAUGUGGCCACGCAAGCACUUGCGAUGAAGAGGGCGGAGGUUAUGGGGCAAAUUCUACCGGGCGUACCCGUGUGGUCCAUGGCCGACGACAGCAGAUGGCCUGGUUUGCCGUUGGUGGUGUUCCCAGGCAAUGUCGGAGGAAGGGAGGCGUUAGCCGAGGCGAUGAUUAAGCUCGGAGCGCGGCCUAAGUCCGAUCGGUCUGCGGGCGGACACCAUACCACAGCCCCAGUCCAACACAAACAAGAGGUGUUGUACCCCUACGCGGGAGGAUCAGGUCAAUGCAACCGCACGCUGGAUGUCUUAGCAGAGGCAAGGGGUCGGGGCGCGGCGGUAGGAGCGUUCACCGUGUACAACUUGGAAGGAAUUCAUGCUGUGAUACGGGCAGCGGAGGCUACCGGGCGUUCCGCAAUCCUUCAGGCGCACCCGGCCGCCUUGGGGUUCCAGAGAGGGGUUCCUCUGCUCUCAGCUGCAGUACUGGCGGCCCGUAUUUGCUGCAAGAAUGGUGGCCCGUUGUUGGCCGUGCAGUUGGACCAUGGCACAGAUGAGGAUCACGUUGCGGCUGCUCUCGAAGCGGGCGUCGACAGCGUCAUGAUCGACGGCAGCGCCAUGGAGUACGAAGAUAACGUAGAAUGGACGGCACGCAUGGCUGAAUUGGCACACGGUGCUGGGGCGGCAGUAGAAGCUGAGCUGGGUAAGCUGGCCGGAGAAGAAGACGGACUGAGUGUGCCUGAGGUCGAGGCCAAGAUGACCGAUCCGAAGCAGGUGCCAGACUUUCUUGCGAGAACGAGAGCUGAUAUCCUCGCUGUUACGGUGGGAAACGUUCACGGCCGCUACGCCAGCCCCAACCCACGCCUGGAUCUCGCACGACUCGGUCUCGUCAAGGCCGCCGCCAUGGGAGCCUCGCCUUCGAUGUUGUUGAGCUCUGUCCAGUCUGCCCCGCAAGCUGCAGGCAGAUCUUCGAGCGCCGCGACUUUUCUUGCCAUUCACGGCGCGUCCGGCUUGCCAGGCUCGCAAGUGAAGGUCUCGACUUCCUUAGGGGUGUGCAAAUACAACGUCAAUACCGAGGUCAGGACGGCCGCCAUCGAGGGCUUGCGGGCGGUGGCAGGAGAGGCUAGUGGCGCCAAGGCAGACUAUUUGGCGGUGUUGGACGCAAGCGUGGGGAACAUGACGGCUGUGAUCGCACAAAAAAUGCUCGGCUUUGAUGAUCCCCAGUAAGUGUAUUUUGGAGGGCUUGCGAUAGGGUGCCGAACUUUCGGACUCGAGGGGUCCUUAUGUGCAGGGUUCGCUGCCAUUGCACUGGGCGUGGACCAGCCUGUCAACCGCAGGUCGGGUCACAUUCUUGAUCGUGUCGGUUUUGUACAUCAAUG